Messenger RNA from Aspergillus oryzae RIB40, 861 nucleotides. RefSeq names its product nicotinate-nicotinamide nucleotide adenylyltransferase. The record is from RefSeq and is a predicted model, not a curated record. The transcript has a single exon. Gene Ontology annotation, molecular function: nicotinamide-nucleotide adenylyltransferase activity; ATP hydrolysis activity. Gene Ontology annotation, cellular component: nucleus; cytoplasm. NCBI's taxonomy places the organism in Eukaryota, Fungi, Ascomycota, Eurotiomycetes, Eurotiales, Aspergillaceae. Bases 1 to 861 code for a protein of 286 amino acids.
AUGACGAGCCCCGCCCUCCAGACCCUUCGAGCGCAAUAUAGUUCAACCUUGAAACGCUUUAUCGCGUCGAGCAAGAACUUUGAAAUCCUCACUUCUAUUCCCGCUAGCCAAUCUCACCCACCAGCUCACAGUCCAGAUGUCCUCUACGUGCUGGAUUCAUCCUUCAAUCCGCCAACGCUUGCUCAUCGUAGGAUAGCUAGUACUGCCCUUCUCGAGAAUGCGAGCAAAGCGCCGCGGCUUCUACUAUUGCUUGCGACCCAGAAUGCGGAUAAGCCUUCCAAACCAGCCUUGUUCGAGGAUCGUCUGGUUAUGAUGGAAUUAUUCGCGAGAGACCUGCUGGCAUAUCUACAGCCACAUUUCUCGACCUCAGAGAAUGGGAGUCUUCCAGCCAUCGAUAUCGGUCUCACUAAGAAACCGUAUUUCGUGGAUAAAGCGGCGGAGAUAGAUACUGCGGGGGUUUAUCCGGAAUCGCUUGAGCAAGUUCAUCUCACUGGCUAUGAUACGUUGAUCCGGAUCUUCAACCCCAAGUAUUAUCCGCCAGAACAUACCCUCCAGCCAUUAGGGCCUUUUCUUACACGCCAUCGGUUGAGGGUCACCAUGCGACCGGGCAGCGAGUGGGGUGAUGCAGAGGAGCAGAAGCAAUUCUUACUUAAUAUGGCUCAGGGUGGCAUGGAGAAAGAAGGCUGCAAGCCUGAAUGGGCUCAGCGGAUUCAGCUCGUGGAAGGGAGACGGCCAGAGGAGAGACCGGUGAGCUCUACGUUGGCCCGAGAGGCAAUCCGAUCAAAUCUCCAGGAUCUGGACGGGCUGGUCCCCGACAACGUCCGAGAGUGCAUCCUGUCUCAACAACCAUACUCGGAGUAA